Messenger RNA from Cucurbitaria berberidis CBS 394.84, 1749 nucleotides. RefSeq names its product Lycopene beta-cyclase. The coding region runs from base 1 to 1749 and encodes 582 amino acids. The transcript has 4 exons. Gene Ontology annotation, molecular function: geranylgeranyl diphosphate synthase activity; intramolecular lyase activity. Lineage: Eukaryota; Fungi; Ascomycota; Dothideomycetes; Pleosporales; Cucurbitariaceae. The record is from RefSeq and is a predicted model, not a curated record. Gene Ontology annotation, biological process: biosynthetic process.
AUGGGCUUUGACUAUGCGCUUGUUCACCUCAAGUACACCAUCCCGCCCGCCGCGCUACUUACUCUGCUGUAUCGCCCGCUCUUCACCAAGCUCGAUGUCUACAAGAUCGCCUUCCUGGUAGCGAUCGCUGUUGUCGCUACCAUUCCCUGGGACUCGUAUCUCAUCCGCACCCGCAUCUGGAGUUACCCCAGCUACGUCAUUGUUGGUCCCACGCUGCUGGAGAUUCCCCUCGAGGAAGUCUUCUUCUUCGUCGUGCAAACAUACAACACCUCGCUCCUGUACCUCAUUCUCAGCAAACCCACCUUCCAGCCCGUCUAUCUGCAUGCCGGACCUGACGCGUCACGCGGACAAUGGCGGACCAAGAGACUCGCCGGUCAAACUCUCUUACUCGUGGCCAUUGCUUGGGGGUGGCGUUGCAUCAAAGAGGAAGGACCCGGUACUUAUGCCGGCCUGAUCAUCGUCUGGGCGGGGCCAUUUCUGCUGUUGUUAUGGAGCCUGGCGUAUCAGUUCAUCCUUGGCCUGCCCUGGACCAACACGGUAGUACCUAUCAUGCUUCCAACGCUUUACCUUUGGGUCGUCGACACCCUGGCUCUGCGUAGAGGAACGUGGGUCAUCACCGCAGGCACAAAAUACGGCGUGCACCUGUGGGACGGACUUGAGAUUGAAGAAGCCCUCUUCUUCUUCAUCACGAACACGCUCAUUGUAUUUGGCCAGCUGGCGUUUGAUAACGCCCUCGCUGUGCUAUACACCUUUCCCCACUUGUUCGCAACCCCCCCACGCCUACCCUCACCGGCACUUCUCAUGCGCGCUCUUCUCACUCCUUGCUCAAAGUAUGACGGUGCCCGCCUCACAGGCCUUAAGGAGGCCGUGCAUCGCUUGAAGCGGAAGAGCCGGAGCUUUUAUCUUGCAUCUUCUACCUUUCCAGCCCUCUUACGCGCCGACUUGCUCCUGCUCUAUUCCUUCUGUCGCGUCGCCGAUGACUUGGUGGACAAUGCUUCUACAGCUCGAGAAGCUCAGGAGUGGAUAACUAAGCUGCACAAGUUCCUAGACAAUGUGUAUAGCGAUACUGGGUCCAGCCUUGUCGUGUCUGAGCACGUUCGCAGCCAUUUCCCAGCUGACACACAGUCUGCCCUCCUACAACUUCCGGCUGCCAAGCUUUCUCCUCAGCCGUUACGAGACCUGCUGCACGGAUUUGAGAUGGACCUGGCGUUCAACACUGCGCCUCUGAUUGAGACCGACGAGGACCUGCGAUUAUACUCUGAACGGGUUGCCGGUACGGUGGCUCAAAUGUGCAUACAGCUCAUCUUCCAACUGUAUCCGACCAAUUUGCCAACGGAAGAGCAACGCAAGAUCGUGGCCGCGGGGAACCACAUGGGUGUCGCGCUACAAUACAUCAAUAUUGCACGGGACAUAUGCGUAGACGCCCAGAUUGGUCGUGUGUACCUUCCCUUGACGUGGCUUUCCGAAGUAGGUUUAAGUUACGACGCAGUAUUGAAGCACCCCGACCAUGUGCAAAUAGAGAGCUUGCGCAUGCGUUUGUUAGACAAGGCAUUUUCGCUUUAUGAAAAGGCCACGGGAGCAAUACAAAAACUACCGUCCGAAGCAAGGGGGCCAAUACGUGUCGCUGUGGAGAGUUAUAUGGAGAUCGGGAGGACGUUGAGAGAGGACGGCUACGUGGUGAAGGCAGGCCGGGCUACAGUGCCGAGAUGGAGGAGGGUCAUGGUUGCUUGGAGGACACUAAACAAGUAA